Messenger RNA from Propithecus coquereli (Coquerel's sifaka), 2653 nucleotides. RefSeq names its product dishevelled-binding antagonist of beta-catenin 1 (gene DACT1). Bases 22 to 2418 code for a protein of 798 amino acids. The record is from RefSeq and is a predicted model, not a curated record. Gene Ontology annotation, biological process: negative regulation of JNK cascade; regulation of Wnt signaling pathway, planar cell polarity pathway; negative regulation of canonical Wnt signaling pathway. NCBI's taxonomy places the organism in Eukaryota, Metazoa, Chordata, Mammalia, Primates, Indriidae. The transcript is spliced from 4 exons. Gene Ontology annotation, cellular component: cytoplasm.
CUCGCUGCCGGAUUGGGGGCCAUGAAGCCGAGUCCGGCCGGGACGGCGAGGGAGCUGGAGCCGCAGGCGACGGCCCGGGGCGAGCAGCGCGCGGCGGAGCCCGAGGGGCGCUGGCGGGAGAAGGGCGAGGCGGACACGGAGCGGCAGCGCACCCGGGAGCGGCAGGAGGCCACGCUGGCUGGGUUGGCGGAGCUGGAGUACCUGCGCCAGCGCCAGGAACUGCUGGUCCGGGGCGCCCUGCGCGGCGCCGGGGGUGCGGGGGCCGCCUUGCCCCGCGCCGGGGAGCUGCCGGGGGAGGCGGCGCAGCGCAGCCGCCUGGAGGAGAAGUUCUUGGAAGAGAAUAUCUUGCUGCUGCGAAAGCAGUUGAAUUGUUUGAGGAGAAGAGAUGCUGGUUUGUUGAAUCAGUUGCAAGAACUCGACAAGCAGAUAAGUGACCUGAGACUGGAUGUGGAAAAGACAUCUGAAGAGCACCUGGAGACAGACAGCCGGCCUAGCUCAGGGUUUUAUGAGCUGAGUGAUGGGGCUUCAGGAUCCCUUUCCAAUUCCUCUAACUCGGUGUUCAGUGAGUGUUUAUCCAGUUGUCAUUCCAGCACCUGCUUUUGCAGCCCUUUGGAGGCAACCUUGACCCUCUCAGAUGGUUGCCCCAAAUCUGCAGAUGUGAAUCCCAAGUACCAGUGUGAUCUGGUGUCUAAAAACGGGAAUGAUGUAUAUCGCUAUCCCAGUCCACUUCAUGCCGUGGCCGUGCAGAGCCCAAUGUUUCUCCUUUGUCUGACGGGCAACCCUCUGCGGGAAGAGGAGACGCUUGGAAAUCAUGCCAGUGAGGCGUGCGGUGGAUCUGAGCUAGUUACCAUUAAAACAGACCGUUCCUUACCAUCUCCAAGCAGCCUAUGGUCUGCCUCGCAUCCUUCAUCCUGCAAGAAAAUGGAUGGCUACAUUCUGAGCCUGGUCCAGAAAAAAACACACCCUGUAAGGACCAACAAACCAAGAACCAGUGUGAAUGCGGACCCCACGAAAGGGCUUCUGAGGAAUGGGAGCGUUUGUGUCAGAGCCACUGGUGGCGUCUCACAGGGUAAUAACACGAACCUUAAGAAUUCGAAACAGGCGUGUCUGCCCUCCAGCGGAAUACCCUCUUUGGACAAUGGGACAUUCUCCCCACCGAAGCAGUGGUCAAAAGAGUCAAAGUCAGAACAAGCAGAAGGCAAGAGAUUGCCCCCAUCAGAGAGCUGCUUGCCAGCUGCUGCCUCCGAACUUCAAAGUAAGCAUCUGCCAAAAAAUGCCAAGCCAGCCUCCCAAGAACAUGCUCGGUGUCCCACUGCUGGGACAGGGGAGCCCCUUAAAGAAAGCACUCAGCUCUCAGCCGCGUCUCCAAAAGAGAGCCCUGGCAGAGGCCCCAAUGCCCCACCAGAGACUAAAGUGGCCCAGCCUCUGAAAAAGAUGUCACAGAAAAACAGCCUGCAGGGUGUCCCUCCGGCCACUGCACCUCCUCCACUGCUCUUCCCGGUGGAAGACAGGCCUGCCUUGGAUUUCAAAAGUGAGGGCUCUUCCUCCCAAAGCCUGGAGGAAGGGCACCUGGUCAAAGCUCAGUUCAUUCCUGGGCAGCAGCCGGGCGUCAGGCCCCACCGCAGCCACAGAAACGUGGGCGCUGCGAAAAGUUCCACCCUGAAGCAUCGCGGCCAGGCCCUCCAGGGGCUGGAGAACGCUUUGCCCACCGUCAGGGAGAAAACGCGGGCAGGGAGCAAGAAGUGCCGCUUCCCCGAGGACUUGGAUACAAAUAAGAAACCCAAGAAGGCCGUCUCCAAGGGGCGGAAGAGCGGGGGCGGGCCCGAGGGGGGCAUUCUGGGCAGGCCCCUGGGCGGGGGCCCACGGGCAGGAACCCGGGCGCACGGCCACGGACGGGAGGCGGUGGUGGCCAAACCUAAGCACAAGCGAACCGACUACCGGCGGUGGAAGUCCUCCGCCGAGAUUUCCUAUGAAGAGGCCCUGAGGAGGGCCCGGCGGGGGCGCCGGGAGAACGUGGGCUACCCGGCGCCCGUGCCGCUGCCCUACGCCAGCCCCUACGCCUACGUGGCGAGCGACUCCGAGUACUCCGCCGAGUGCGAGUCCCUCUUCCACUCCACCGUGGUGGACACCAGCGAGGACGAGCGGAGCAACUACACCACCAACUGCUUUGGCGACAGCGAGUCCAGCGUGAGCGAGGGUGAGUUUGUGGGGGAGAGCACGACCACCAGCGACUCUGAAGAAAGCGGGGGCUUAAUUUGGUCCCAGUUCGUCCAGACUCUCCCAAUUCAGACGGUGACGGGUCCAGGUCUUCGCAACAACCCCACAAAAGCCUUUGUUAAAAUUAAAGCUUCGCAUAACCUCAAGAAGAAAAUCCUCCGCUUUCGGUCCGGCUCUCUGAAACUGAUGACUACGGUUUGAGUAACGUCACUGGUGUAGAAAAGUGUCUUUUUCCCCCCGCUAGUUGCCGAAAUAAAAAAGGCGACAUCUUCAUUUUUGUGUAAUAAUUUCAUGGAAUGCUUUUCUUUUAAGACAAAACCAAGGUAAAUUAUUUGUCCCGUUUUCAUCAUGUAUAGACACUAGUGCCUUUAAUGGAAGGUAAAGAAUGUUUUCUAGUUAGAAGUAAGUAUUAAGGUUUUAAUGGUGGUGAUAGUGA